AUGGCUGAAAAUUAUUUAGUCAUCUGGGUCGAUGAAAAUAUCGACAUGGCAAAUCAAGAUUGCCAAAAUACAAUGGAACAAUUACGUGCUGUCGUCAAUCAAGUUAAUCCAUGUAAGACAGCUGAACAAUGUGUACAAAUGCUUAUGGAAAAUCAAGAGGAGAUCUCAUUCGUUAUCUCCUCAGGUGCAAUUGGACAACAUUUGGUACCAGAUAUUCAUGAUAUGGCAAAAUUAAAUGCCAUUUUUAUUUUUUGUGGCAAUAAACAACGGCAUCAACCUCCAACGCCAUUUGGUGGUAUACACGCCAAUGCUUCACCUACAAAAUGCUGA
Molecule: messenger RNA, 330 nt
Organism: Rotaria sp. Silwood1
Lineage: Eukaryota; Metazoa; Rotifera; Eurotatoria; Philodinida; Philodinidae
Source: the annotation of a GenBank genome assembly